GCGCGAGGCGGUGGUCGGUAUGGCGGGAGGCUCGAGCGGCUUCACAUUUCUCGGGGUUCUGCUGCUCGCGGCCAUUCUGCUGCAGACCGUGGCCGUUACCGUCACCGUGCUCUACUUCACUAACGUCCUCAACACGAUGAAGGAGACAUUUGCAAGGAGCAGUGUGUCUUGUCUGACACGGUCUGACCUCAGAGGGGGGUACGUGCGCUCUCCGACCGAGGGGAGAGGAGACCCCUGCUGGCAGGUCACACAGCAACUACACACCCUCAUAGAGAAGUCUCUGUUUCAGCGAUAUCAGAGGGAGAUCUCCUCAGCAGUUAGAGACGAGAUGUCCAGGGUGUUGCCCUCACUGGCAAUGGAGGACCAGGCUUCUUCUCGUCCCAAAGUUGCCGCCCACGUCACUGGCAGCUUCGCUCCCAAAGCAGCGAGGGAGGGAGGAGCUUCUCCCGGGCGGCGUGUGCAGGGGCAGAAGAUCUCGUGGUGGGAGGGGCAUAAAGGGCUGGCAUUCCUUCAGGACGUUCGAUUGAUUGAUGGAGAGCUGGUGGUGCCUUGCCCAGGACUCUACUAUAUCUAUGCCCAGACCUACUUCAGACACACCCACCCUGGGGGAGAGGAGGGGGAGGAAGAGGUGGAAGAGGAGAGGGAGCAGAGGGGGAGGCCUAUGUUGCAGUAUGUUUAUAAGAAAGUGUCUUCCUAUCCGGUACCCAUCCUGCUAAUGAAGACCAGCCGUACCUCCUGCUGGUCCCGGGAUUCCCAGUUCUCUCUACACUCGGCCCACCAGGGAGGGCUGUUCCCAUUGGCCACCGGGGACCGCCUCCUCGUCACCGUUAGCAACGCCUCCGCCAUCGACAUGGAUGAGAGGAGCAGCUUUUUCGGGGCUGUCCUGGUCAGCUAGUGGUCAGGGGUUAGUCUAUAUGGUGGCUUGGAUGGUUUGGGGCUAACGGACACCAGCAUACUCACCGUUUGGGAGCCAUAUGUGUGUGUGUACUGACAGACAGAUCAUUCUGAGAGCUGUGUGUGAGUAUGUGUGUUUGUAUGGGUGUACAGAUGUACAAAGCUUUAAGCUCUCUGACUGCUAGGCUGGACAUGCGAGGAGGCGUGAGCAGAGCUGGUGUGGUUAUCCUAUUAUCUUCCACUCUGGUGCCGAUGGCCUAGCCUUCCCUCAUGGCUCAUCCAAUUAGCUGUGCCUGAAGCCAGCAGGCCUGUGCUGAUUAGAUGAAAAGCAGAUGAGUGGCGUGAGGUCGGGGGCCAAUGUCUGCUUUAGAACUUCAGGACAACUGACCGACAAUGAAUCAGCGAGGGGAUGAUUGUGGAUAACUGUCUUACUGCUCUUUUCAUAUUAAAAGGAUGAGUGUCUCUUU
Molecule: messenger RNA, 1361 nt
Organism: Oncorhynchus mykiss (rainbow trout)
Lineage: Eukaryota; Metazoa; Chordata; Actinopteri; Salmoniformes; Salmonidae
Gene: tnfsf10
Product: TNF superfamily member 10
Biological process (GO): immune response
Cellular component (GO): membrane
Molecular function (GO): tumor necrosis factor receptor binding
Source: RefSeq, marked provisional